CUUUGUUAUUGUCACAAAGAAAAAUGGCGAUCGAGGAUGCAUUCCGGGAUCUCACUGCCACACAGCGACAAGCAGCGCUGGAAGGCCCCGCGCUCAUGCCACCGCCAGGCGUAACCCCCAACUUCAUCAAUCCACCGAAUCAGAACAAGCUGGGCUACGGGUUGAUCUAUUCCUGCGCUGUUGUGUGCGCUGCCGUUGUGUGCAUCCGCUUGUAUGCGAGUCUCAUCUGUAGAAAGAAGAUGAAUAUCGAAGACUACUUGGCCAUAGUAGCCUUGGGAGUGACUGGCGGAUUUCUCUACAUCUCGUUUCGCAUCCUCCUUGUGCCUGGUCUCUACGUGCACCAAUGGAACGUCCAGCUCAAAGAUCUUGCUAUGAUACUUUUCAACGUCAACAAUAACUACAUACUCUACGGCAUCAUCAUCAUGCUCCUCAAAGCUGCGAUCCUCCUCGAGUGGACGCACCUCUUCGUUCCACUCGGCAUCCGCAACGGCUUUUGGUGGACUUGCCAUGCCAUUCUAUGGGCAAAUGUCAUGUUCUACAUUGCAUGCACUGUCGUGGAGAACUUCAGCUGCGCGCCGCGCGAGAAGAUCUGGAACAAACUAAUCGAAGGCCACUGCGUGAACAACCCGGCCCUUAUCAUGUCGUCUGGGAUACUGAAUAUGGUGUCUGACGUCGUCAUCUUUGCGCUGCCGCAGAAGAUGAUCUGGAGCCUACAUAUCUCGACGAGAAAGAGAGUGGGUAUCUGCUUACUUUUUGCGACGGGCGCUUUUGGAUGCGUUUGCGGUGCUGUACGACUCGUCUGGACAACGAAAGCGCUAGGCGCAGACGACAUAACUUUCAACGUUGGACCCAUCGGACUCUGGAGCGUGGGAGAACUGACGUCCGGAUUCCUCGUCUUAUGCGUGCCAUCCUUCCCCAAGGUGUUCAAAGACUCAAUAAUCGCUCGCAAGCUCGCUAGUCUCGCGAAUCGCCUCAGCGGGGCUACCAGAUCCAACGGAAUGAGCAACUUGAGGCACGGACUACCGUCGUGGUAUCGACCCAGCGCGCCGCGCAGACCCCAGCGUUCGCAGUUUAGUGAAAUUGAGGAGUUUACGGUGCCUGUAACUCAGCCCCAGAGCUGUAUGGCGUAUGGUGACCUACCACGAGACGAUUCGGGAACACGUGGGCUGGGUAUGGUGUUCAAAAACGCAGUCAGCGAAGAUUAG
Messenger RNA from Paraphaeosphaeria sporulosa, 1205 nucleotides. RefSeq lists its product as uncharacterized. The record is from RefSeq and is a predicted model, not a curated record. Bases 24 to 1205 code for a protein of 393 amino acids. NCBI's taxonomy places the organism in Eukaryota, Fungi, Ascomycota, Dothideomycetes, Pleosporales, Didymosphaeriaceae. The transcript is spliced from 4 exons.